Molecule: messenger RNA, 2083 nt
Organism: Bolinopsis microptera
Lineage: Eukaryota; Metazoa; Ctenophora; Tentaculata; Lobata; Bolinopsidae
Exons: 13
Coding region: 162-1952 (596 amino acids)
Source: RefSeq, a predicted model, not a curated record
UCCUUUGUACAAAGAUACUAGCCAGCUAGCCUGACCCACGUCCACUUUUAUGAAGGUACGUUUUAUGUGCAAUUGUUUUCUGAAUAUCCGGUUAAAAAGAUAGAUCUCAGAAGUCAGAAUAGAAAGUUAGUUGAAGUUUGUUUAAUUCAAGUUUGUUAGAGAUGUUACUUUUGUUGGCAUUUGUGGGCAUCACAGCCGGAGAGUUAGUCAACAUCGCCGAUAAGGGGUCGAUAAGUGCGACAUCUACAGGAUGGGGCGGAGUUGCCAGUCGAGCUAUAGACGGUAGAACUGAUGGCCAUUGGGGCAGAGGCUCCUGCUACCACUCCUCACAAGCAAAAGGAGGCAAGCUGACUCUGUCAUUACCUGGGGAGGAGUUGGGGGCUACAUGGCCGGUUCAGAGCAUCAGUGUCUUCAACAGACUGGAUCUCUGCUGUGACCAGCGAAUUCAGGGCGUAGAAGUGUGGCUGGAUGAGCACAUGUGCGGAGCUCUUACCUUCGUGGAGGGGCAGCACGAGUAUACAGUAGACUGUGAAGGGAAGAUGGGCAGUACUGUUACUGUUUACCAUCCUACUCAGUACCUACAAGUGUGUGAACUGAGAGUCUUUGUUGACGACUCGUACAAGCCCGACAUACCGAGUUAUGUGAAUGUAGCCAAGGAGGGUGAAGCUACUUCAACUAGUGUAGGUUGGGGAGGUGUAGCCAGCAGGGUCAAAGACGGCAACACAAACGGCUAUUGGAGUGGAGGAUCGUGCUCGCACUCAGGUAACGCUGGUAACAACAGAGUAACAGUCACCCUGCCUUACUCUGAUAUUGGUAUCAAGUAUCCCGUCUCCGCAGUUAGAGUUUACAACAGAUUAGACACUUGUUGUGAUCAGAGAAUCGACAAUGCUCAAGUAUUUGCCGACGACCAUAUGUGCGGACAGAUCAAGUUCGAGGAGGGAAAGAAAGCGUACAUGGUCGACUGUGGCAACAAGACUGCUGGUGAGGUUUCAGUACGAUUGUCUGCUGGCUGGCUCCAAGUUUGCGAACUUGAAGUUCUCGUUUUGGAGGAGAACAUUCCAACUGACAUUCCUAAGUUUAUCAACGUAGCAGCCGAUGGUACAGCAUCUUCCUCUUCAAUGGGAUGGGGAGGUGUUGCCAGCAGAGUAAUAGAUGGAAACAGAAACGGAAUGUGGGGCGGACAAUCGUGCCAGCAUUCAGCUGGAAAUGGAGGACAACAUUCAGUUUCAGUAACACUACCAGCUGGAGAUUUCGGAGUCAAGUACCCUAUCUCUUUUAUUAGCAUCUACAACAGGCUGGACGCUUGUUGUGAUCAGAAAAUCAACGGGGCGAUGGUGUACGCUGACGAGCACCAAUGUGGACAAAUCCAGUUCCAGGAGGGCAAACAACCUUACCAGUUUAACUGUGGAAACUUCUCGGCAGGUUCAGUCUCUGUCAAACUCAGUAGCGGACAAUCUCUGCACGUGUGCGAGAUAGAAGUGCUAGUUUUGGAAGAGAACAUGCCAAAGAACAUCCCAGUAUUCUCUAACGUAGCUCAGGGUAGACCUGCUUCUCAGAGUUCUGUAGGGUGGGGAGGCGUUGCAAGUCGUGCUGUGGAUGGGAACACCAACAAGCAAUGGCCCGGCCAAUCCUGUACCCAUUCUUCUCAAGCGACUGGUAACUGGUGGACAGUGCAGCUUGAUCAAGAUGAGUACAUUCAGAGCAUCAAGAUCCACAACAGACUGGACUGCUGCUCCAACAGAAUUAACGGUGCCAAGGUGUGGGUAGGUAUAGGAUCAGAAUGGGAGCUGUGUGGGGAAGUGAACUACGACGGAUCCCCUGUCUUUGUGAUUCCGUGUAACAAGUACGGGAACGGUGUUAAAAUAACAAAUGAUAACAGUUAUCUUACUCUUUGUGAGGUUGAGGUUAUGGUGCCAGAGGAGGUCCCUUCGGAAGUGAUCGAUGAAGAAUAGACAUUAGUGUUCAGUGAUCACGUCAUAGUAGUAGUGUGUCUAGAAACAUCAGUUCUUUUUGUCGUUUUAUUUAUUGAAAUUUAAUUAUUCGAGUAAAAUCUUCUUCUUCUUACUUCCUUACAUAUGGCAUU